CGCGAUUCUAGAAUAAGCCGUAUUUUGUUAUUGAUAUGAAGAUGCUCUGUUGAGGUGUACAUAAGACCCGUUGAUCAACAAAGAAUAACGAAUAUACGAACUAGAGUCAAUCAAUUGCAUCAGUUGCUUCAUCGCACUGCUUUCAAAGGACACCGUUUCGUCAUAACGACACUUCUCAGAUUCGCCUCAGGGUUUCUAGGCCAUGGCUCCAGGACGCUUUCUCCUCUCCCUGUUGGGGCCUUUACUUCUUCUCUCACAAAGUGCCUACGCACAUGGCGCGCACGAUGAGCAGCAGGCCGAUUGGGCGACGCAGCAUUUGGCUGAUGAGCAUCAUAUCUCCAACUUCGACGGCGGCGCCUUCUUCCAACUACACGAUUUCGACGACAACGGGUACUGGGACUUCGACGAGAUAUACACGACGUAUGGGCUCAAGCACGAGAGCACCAACCACAUCGAGAAAGACCGCAAGGACGGCGUGAUCCGCCAGGUGUUAAGCCUUCUGGACCGAAACCAGGACGGGCAAGUGACGAAAGAGGAGUGGAUGGCGUUUGUCGCAGGUGGGGGGAAGCUUCCCGAUUUUGGGAUGGGGCCGGGACACCAUGGGGAUGAUGAGUACGAGUAUGAGAUACAUCAUUGGGAGAAAUAUCAUGACGAGAAUACUAGGGAAGAAGACCUGACGCAUCCGGAGGAUAUUGCGCAUUUCAAGAAGCAUGACGAGAUGGAUGCAGAGGCUGAUCGGAUAGCGAAGUUGGAUAGCCAAUCCAUUGUGCUGGAGAAUAUACCACAGAAAUUCAGGAUAGCUAACUGAUGCUGGCCUGGGAGAUGGAAGGAACUGUAUAAUUUAUGCGACGUACUUGUAAUUAUGAUGUCUAAUGUCCAAAGAGAAUCCUACAUGUUUCAAUGACAAUGAAGUGAGAACAAAUGGACAGCAACCGAUUAUUCUACAAUUUGGU
Molecule: messenger RNA, 953 nt
Organism: Pseudogymnoascus verrucosus
Lineage: Eukaryota; Fungi; Ascomycota; Leotiomycetes; Thelebolales; Thelebolaceae
Exons: 3
Coding region: 203-808 (201 amino acids)
Cellular component (GO): extracellular exosome; endoplasmic reticulum-Golgi intermediate compartment
Molecular function (GO): calcium ion binding
Source: RefSeq, a predicted model, not a curated record